This is a messenger RNA of Cavia porcellus (domestic guinea pig), 3946 nucleotides long. It is a transcript of the gene Nup58, whose product is annotated as nucleoporin 58. Gene Ontology annotation, cellular component: nuclear pore. The transcript is spliced from 16 exons. NCBI's taxonomy places the organism in Eukaryota, Metazoa, Chordata, Mammalia, Rodentia, Caviidae. Gene Ontology annotation, molecular function: structural constituent of nuclear pore. Gene Ontology annotation, biological process: nucleocytoplasmic transport. The record is from RefSeq and is a predicted model, not a curated record. The coding region runs from base 224 to 2026 and encodes 600 amino acids.
GCUCACUUCCGGCGUGCCCGAACGCGCGGGAGCGUCUGGAGUGCUUUUGCGUGACUGCUCCGCCCCCUUCGGGCUGGCCUGCUUUCGCAGGCCCCGGGAGUUGACAUUCCCGCCGGGUCAGGGCCGAUUUGAAAAGAUGCUCCGCGGUCCACCUCGGCUGUGAGGCGAGAGAAGCGACCCAGGCCCCUUUCAGUCUGUGGAGCGCAUCAAACCCGGGGCAGCUAUGUCCACAGGGUUCUCUUUCGGGUCCGCGUCCGCGGGCUCCACCACUGUGGCCACCGGCGGGACCGGCACCGGCGGCGGUUUCUCCUUCGGGGCCGGAGCGUCUAGCAACCCUUUGGGACUUAACUUUGGAACUCUUGGAAGCACUCUUACUCCAGCAACUACAUCUGCUACUUAUGCUUUUGGAGCUGGAACUGGAGGACUUUUUGGAUCUAAGCCUGCCACUGGGUUCACUCUAGGAGGAACAAAUACAGGGAUAGCAACAACUAUAACUACAGGAUUAACUCUGGGAACGCCAGCUACUACAUCUGCAUCCACAACAGGCUUCAGUUUAGGAUUCAAUAAGCCAACAGCAUCUGCUACCCCGUUUGCUCUGCCCAUUACUUCUACCUCAGCUAGUGGUCUUACUCUUUCAUCUGCUCUGACAUCGACUCCCGCAGCAUCUACAGGAUUUACCCUGAACAAUUUGGGAGGAACGACAUCUACAACUACAACUGCAUCUACAGGCCUUUCUUUAGGGGGAACCCUUGCUGGUUUGGGAGGUUCACUGUUCCAGAGUACAAACCAAGCAACGUCAGGACUUGGACAGAAUGCUUUAGGUUUGACUUUGGGAACUACCAUAACCACUUCAACUGCAGGCAAUGAAGGCCUUGGUGGUAUAGAUUUUAGUAGCUCAUCAGAUAAAAAGAGUGAUAAAACAGGAACAAGACCAGAGGAUAGUAAAGCACUGAAAGAUGAAAAUCUACCUCCUGUCAUUUGCCAGGAUGUUGAAAACCUCCAGAAAUUUGUGAAGGAGCAAAAACAGGUUCAAGAAGAAAUUAGCAGAAUGUCUUCAAAAGCAAUGCUUAAAGUACAAGAAGAUAUUAAAGCUCUGAAACAGCUCCUGUCAUUGGCUGCCAGUGGAUUACAACGAAACACUCUCAAUAUUGACAAACUGAAAAUAGAAACUGCUCAGGAGUUAAAGAAUGCUGAAAUAGCCUUAAGAACCCAGAAAACACCUCCUGGACUCCAGCAUGAGAAUGCAGCUCCUGCUGACUAUUUCAGAAUCUUGGUUCAGCAGUUUGAGGUACAGCUUCAGCAAUACAGACAGCAGAUUGAAGAACUAGAAAACCAUCUUGCCACUCAAGCAAAUAAUUCACAUAUAACUCCUCAAGAUUUGUCAAUGGCUAUGCAGAAAAUAUAUCAAACAUUUGUAGCUUUAGCUGCACAACUUCAGUCUAUUCAUGAAAAUGUCAAGGUGCUCAAAGAGCAGUACCUUGGCUACAGGAAGAUGUUCUUGGGAGAUGCCGUAGAUGUGUUCGAGGCCAGGCGAGCAGAAGCUAAGAAGUGGCAGAAUCCACCCAGAGUUACCACUGGACCCACGCCCUUCAGCACCAUGCCAAACGCAGCAGCCAUUGCCAUGGCUGCAACACUUACACAGCAGCAACAGCCUGCUACAGGGCCACAGCCAUCUCUGGGAGUUAGUUUUGGAACGCCAUUCGCCUCAGGUAUUGGCACUGGCUUGCAAUCAAGUGGCUUAGGUUCUUCAAACCUUGGAGGAUUUGGAACUAGCUCUGGUUUUGGAUCCAGCACCACAGGGGCCUCCACAUUUGGAUUUGGAACAACAAAUAAACCCUCAGGAAGUCUUAGUGCAGGAUUUGGCAGCUCAAGUACAUCUGGGUUUAACUUCAGCAAUCCUGGCAUCACGGCAUCAGCUGGUUUGACAUUUGGGGUGUCCAAUCCUGCAUCUGCAGGUUUUGGAACAGGAGGACAACUCCUUCAGUUGAAGAAACCUCCAGCUGGAAAUAAAAGAGGAAAAAGAUAAACAUGGGUGGAUGUCUUGAGAGAACCCUUAGCAGCACCGAUCAUUCUAUGAGCCUAUUUUUCUAAUGAUGCAGUAAUUGAAUUGCAUCCCAGGAGAUUUAUAAAGUUUUGAUAUUUUUCCCUACUCUGGAAUUUGAACUUUGUUUGCCAUACUGAGCAUCUUUUUUCUUGUGAAUUUAAAAUCUGGCUAGUGUUCUUUUUUUUUUUUUUUAUUCUCUGUGUAACAAAUGUUGUGAUGACAUACUAAUUGGUAGUGGUAAAAAACCAAUAGCCCAAACUUAUUACUAACUUGAUGUUAAUAGUAAUGUCUUUGUUCAUAAGGGUUACAGCAGUUUCUUACAUAGCUGGUAUGACGUCCAGGGCCUCUCCUAGAGUAGUUUGUUCCUUUUUGCAGGCCUUUAAACUACACUGCAGGGCAUCUUGUGGAUAUAUAUGUAAAUAUAUACAAAAUAAAACACAAUUGUGUGUGCAGAUAAAAUAUAUAUUUACGGACCUACAACUUUUGCCUCAGACUGUUUCCCCUUUUUUAGGUGUUGAGUUUGUCAGCUCCUCACUGCUUAUGGAAUGAUGAGCUAGAGAUGUACCCUUUCAUUUUGUUUGCUUACAGACUUACUAAAUAGUUACUGGUGUAAAUAUUUGACAACUCAGUGGCCCCACCUUUGCCAUUUUUGUUUCCACUUUCACCAGCUACUCCAGAUGAGGAGUGCUGCAAGACUCAUCAAACAGAUUUUAACAGCUUGGAUUCCCUAUGUGUUUUCUUAUUGCUUGUAUGAGAUCUCUUGGAUAUCUGAGAUGGGCCUUCAGGAGCAUACAUAUUUGAACUCCAGACUGGUGUUCUGGGGCAAAGAGCUACUAAACCAAAUUGAUUCUAUGCAGGUGAAGGAUGCAUUACUACCUUAAAUGAGAACUUUUCUAACUAUUCCAAUACAGAAUUCUUUCUUAUAGGGCUAUUGAUACUGACACCAAAUGGAGUGGCUUCUCAGCCUCUUAAUUUCUUAAGUAAGUGCUUAAUUUGGAAUAGAGAAUCAGUAUAUUUUAAGCAAGAGAAAUAUUCUUUGUAGCAACUCUACUCUCCCCAAUUGUAACACGGAACAGAGCUCCAGUACAGCAGAGGCGAUUCGGGUUGCAUCUGUGUAGUAUUUACCUGUGUUCCUACUAGUGGUGACAGGUGGAUAAGAGAAAAUGUUGGACAGAGAGCUGCCUUAGUCACAGUUUCAAAGAGAAACCAUUAGUAGACCUACUUAUCUCUCAAGGACUGGUUUCAGAUGGAUAUAAACAUGGGACUUCGUUGAAAACAGUUUAAUUUUGUAUACAGAAGGUUUUGUACAUAAUGUGCAUUAGUGACUUAUUUUCUGAAUCAUUUUCACCAAGGCAUCUUUUUUUUUUCUGAACUAGACAUUGCAUAUAUAAAUAUGUAUACACAUAUAUUUUUAGUAUAUCAUUAGUUGGGUUUGAUUAUAAUAGUGUUGUCAAAUCUGUUUUAUUUAUCCGCAUACUUCAGUGAUUAGCUUUUUUUGAAUGGAAAUCUUGGAACCUUUAUGCAUUAAAAUAAGGAAAUUAUUUAUCUCUGAGCACUAAACUUGUUUUAUUCUUGCAUAUUUCUCUAAUACUGUAAUCUUCAGAUCCAGAUCAUGGGAAAGAUUAGGAAAAAAGGUCUGAUUUUGUGUUUUUGUAUCAUUGUCAGAGUUAGGACAUAAUUAGCAAACUUUUUAAAAAGACAUUGCAUUGUGCUGCAAAAUAUGAAUAUUUAUAUAUUGUUUUUUUCUUUAUAUAUUUUACUCUUUAAUAUGUUGAACCACUGGAAAUUUGUAACAGAUUAAUUUGUGAUGAGUUUAAAUGUGUUGUCAUUGUCCCCAUUGUCUUCAUUUUGUCUAGAGCCUAUUAUGGAAACAAUAAAAUUUAUUGUGUCAGUUGCUUUGAA